Messenger RNA from Vidua chalybeata, 579 nucleotides. RefSeq names its product proline rich 27 (gene PRR27). The transcript has a single exon. NCBI's taxonomy places the organism in Eukaryota, Metazoa, Chordata, Aves, Passeriformes, Viduidae. The coding region runs from base 1 to 579 and encodes 192 amino acids. The record is from RefSeq and is a predicted model, not a curated record.
AUGCGGGGAAAGGAUCCCUCUGCACACGGGCACCCGCUCCCAUCGCACUGCUCUCGCCCACCCCCUGCACGCAGCGAGCCCCCUCCCCUCCGCCACACGCACACCCGCACACCCGCACACACACACACAUGCACGCACGCACCGAGCGCCCGGCGGGGAGGGAGACGCCGCUCCGGGGGAGCAAUCCCGGCGCAUCGCCACGGCCGGAGCCUCUCCCGCAGCCCGGAGGCGCCGUGCCGCCGGUACCUUUCCCGGGGAGCCGUCGCGCUGCGCACCCCCCGGAGCCCAGGCGGGGCGUGCGGGGCGGGAGGAGCCCCCCGGGGCGGCGGGAGCGGCGGGGCCGCUCCUGGAGCCGCGGGGCUGCCAUGGGCGGGCGAGGCAGCCACAAGUGCAGCCCGCGGCCGGGACGGGGCCAGCGCGGCCCCCGCGCCCGAGGAGCCGCAGGGCAGCGCGGCUGCGACAGCCGAACGGGGGAAGGAGAGAGAAGGCAAGAAAGGACUCCCCCCUCUCUUUUCUGGUGAUCUCCCCUCCCGGCUUGAAACAAAAGUAGAGGUGGAAACUGAGUGGGCAGGACGGUAA